AUGGGCAAGCAGGCGCUGGCGCUGGCGCUGCUGUGCGUCGUCCUGCUCGCGGCGACGGUGGACGACGCGGCGGCGGCGUCGUGCAACCCGUCGGCGCUGAGCGCGUGCGCGGGCGCGCUGUUCGGCGGGGCGGUGACGCCGCGGUGCUGCGCGUCGCUGCGGGCGCAGCAGCCGUGCCUCUGCCAGUACAAGCGCGACCCGACGUACCGCGGCUACGUCAACGGCCCCGUCGCGCAGAGCGUCACCCGCGCCUGCGGCCUCCCCAUGAUGAAGUGCUGA
Molecule: messenger RNA, 279 nt
Organism: Miscanthus lutarioriparius
Lineage: Eukaryota; Viridiplantae; Streptophyta; Magnoliopsida; Poales; Poaceae
Source: the annotation of a GenBank genome assembly